GUGGUCUCCGCUACGUCACAUCCGGCCCUUGAUAUUCGGGGUUGUGGCUCACGCGCGAUGAAGUGCGUGUUUGUUACUGUAGGGACCACCAGCUUUGACGACCUUAUUGCAUGUGUAUCGGCGCACGACAGUUUGCAAAUAAUCCAGAGCCUCGGUUACAACCGACUUGUCCUACAAAUAGGUAGAGGAAAGGUGGUACCUGAACCAUUCAGUACAGAGUCAUUUAUUCUGGAUGUUUACAGAUACAAGGAUUCAUUGCAAGAAGACCUUCAGAAAGCAGAUCUUGUUAUUAGUCACGCCGGUGCAGGAAGCUGUUUGGAGACUCUGGAAAAAAGAAAGCCACUCAUAGUGGUUAUAAAUGAAAAGUUGAUGAACAAUCAUCAGCUGGAAUUGGCAAAGCAGCUACACAAAGACGGGCAUCUCUUUUACUGUACCUGCAGCCAGCCCUUUGCUUCUCCUGCUCCUGAGAAGUACCAAGAUUCUGCAGCGCUGACUCCAACUGCCUUCUCAUGCCUAGACUUUGGGCUGCUUUCUGGAUACCUGCAUAAGCAAGCCCUGUCACUGCUAUCCAUUCCUACCUGCAUCCUGCUUUUUCCUUCUUGCCACACCUGUGUUACUUUCUCCCCCUCCCCAACUCCACCCCCUGUGCAAAUGCAUAAAGGAUGGAAAAAGUACUGCGGCCAGAAGUCUCUGAAUGAGGCAUCAAUGGAUGAAUAUUUAGGCAGCUUAGGGCUGUUUCGAAAGCUGACUGCCAAGGAUGCCAGUUGCCUCUUUCGGGCCAUUUCGGAGCAGUUGUUUUGCAGCCAGGUCCAUCACUUGGAAAUCAGGAAGGCUUGUGUCUCAUAUAUGAGAGAAAAUCAACAAACUUUUGAGUCUUAUGUGGAGGGAUCUUUUGAGAAAUACCUGGAACGGUUGGGAGAUCCCAAGGAAAGUGCUGGCCAUCUGGAAAUAAGAGCUCUUUCUCUAAUUUAUAAUCGGGAUUUCAUUCUUUAUCGCUAUCCUGGCAGGCCUCCAACUCAUGUCACAGAUAAUGGCUAUGAAGACAAGAUUCUACUCUGCUAUUCAAGUAAUGGUCAUUAUGAUUCAGUGUACUCGAAACAAUUUCAGUCAAGUGCAGCUGUUUGUCAAGCUGUAUUAUAUGAAAUUCUCUAUAAAGAUGUGUUUGUUGUGGAUGAAGAAGAGUUGAAGACUGCAGUAGAGUUGUUUCGAAGUGGUUCCAAGAAGAACAGGAACAAUGCUGUGACUAGCAGUGGGGAUGUCCAUAUUGACUACAAGAGUUCAACUCAGGAUAGGACUGAAGAGUGGGGUGCCUGCUGCAAUGUUGAAAAUAUACCAGAGGGGUACAAUCAAGGAAAAGAAGAAGCAAAGUCUCCAGAAAAUCCAUCAAAGAUGCUCUUCCCUUAUAAGGUGCUCAAAGCCCUGGAUCCAGAAAUCUAUCGUAAUGUAGAAUUUGAUGUUUGGCUGGACAGCAGAAAAGAACUUCAAAAAUCUGAUUAUAUGGAGUAUGCUGGGAGACAGUACUAUUUGGGAGACAAAUGUCAGGUUCACUUGGAAUCAGGUGGAAGAUAUUAUAAUGCUCAUAUUCAGGAAGUUGGAAAUGAAAGCAAUUCUGUAACAGUCUUCAUUGAAGAAUUGGCAGAAAAGCAUGUUGUUCCACUGGCUAACUUAAAACCAGUUACCCAAGUGACACCUGUUCCUGCCUGUAAUGUUACACCCAGUAGGAAAGGAAGAGGUUACCAGAAAAUUUCCUGGAGCUGUGUCCCAGAAAUGGCUAUGUCAGAGAUGGACAUGAAGCAACGGAGGAAGACGUUCAAGAAAAUUAGAGGGAAAGAGGUUUAUAUGACUAUGGCUUACAGCAGGGGAGACCCCGUCCUCCCACCCAGGCUUCAGCACAGUAUGCGUUAUGGGCGUGACUCUCCAAUGAACUACUCACAGACAGCUGGCGGUGUUACAUCUAAUGAACAUUUUCAUCCUCAACAUUCAUCUCAGGGACAAGGUCGGGGAUAUGGGAUGCCCAGGGAUUCACCUCGCUUUAUAAACAGGCACAACAUGUCAAGCCCUAAAGUUGGUUUUUACCCUGGCCCGGGUAAAAGGUACUGCCAGAGCUAUGAUAACUUCUCCUAUAGAUCUCGUUCCUUUAGACGUAGUCACCGCCAGAUGCAUUGUAUGAAUAAGGAGUGCCAGUUUAGUUUUGUUCCAGAGAAUGGACAGAUGCCCAGGGGCUUGGAAGAAACCAUUACUUUUUAUGAAGUUGAAGAAGGGGAUGAGACUGCUUAUCCAACUUUACAUAAUCAUGGAGGGCCCUCUACAAUGGUUCCUGCUACUUCGAGAUACCAUGUUACAAGGCAAGGACAUAGCUCAGGCAAACAGACUCUGAAUUCAGAGGAAGGUGAUGACCAGAGUGACAAUGGGGGAUAUCAUGAAGAAUAUAUUUAUCCUUCAGAACAAGACUAUGAAACUUCAGGUGUUUACAGCACAACUGAAUCUACAGCAAACUUGUCUCUUCAGGAUAGAAGACCAUGUUCUAUGUCUCCUCACGAUACAGUUACCUCAUACAACUACCCCCAGAAGGUGGUGAUGGUAAAUUCUGCAGCAGUUGCAGCUUCCUGUGCAAAUAUUGUUCCAGCUCCAGUCUUACCUAACUGUGCAGCAGCUAAUCAAGCUAGUAGUACCACUUCAACUUCCUCACAGAAUGCUAUACAGCCUCUAUUUGUAUCUCCGCCUACACAAGGCAGACCAGUGAUUGCUUCAGCAUCCUAUCCAUACCUGGCUGCUCCUGUUCCCGCUGCUGCUGCCUCUCUACCACCUCCACCUCCUCCACCACCACCUCCUCCUCCUCCUUCUCUUGAGGUGAGAGAGGCUUCAAACUUACCAUCACUGCCUCCUCCUUACUCCUGUGAUCCACGUGGCAAUGAUCUGCCUCAAGAUGCAAAAGUUUUGCAGUACUAUUUCAAUCUGGGAUUGCAGUGCUAUCACCACAGCUUGUGGCACUCCAUGGUCUGUGUGCCACAGAUGCAGCAGCAGCAGCAGCUUCAUGUAGAGAAUUAUCCAGUCUAUACUGAGCCGCCACCUCUGAUGAAUCAAACCACUCCUCAGUUACACAGUGAGGUGGGGGGACAAGAUGGCACACAGGAAGAUGUAUCAGCACAUGAUACUUUUCCAAAUGCUGAUCCUGCAUCUGUCCCUCAUGGAGCAUUCUAUUAUCCAGUGAUGUCAGAUCCCUAUGGGCAGCGACCUUUGCCAGGUUUUGAUUCCUGCCUUCCUGUUGUGCCAGAUUAUCCCUGUGUUGCCCCCUGGCAUCCAGUCGGUGCAGCAUAUGUUGGUUCUCAAAUUCGUGGUUGUAUGAGUCCUGGGCCACUUGCCUAUAUUGCUUCACCUCCCUCACCUUCUCAUUAUGUACCUCAGAAUAUGUAAGAUUCAGCAGUACGAUGUGUUCUUGCACUGCCAUUUUUCUUGUUGUUUGGUUUUUAAAAAGUGUUUUAUGUUAGUGUUUAAGUGAUUUAGAGUGGUUACUAUUGUAUCUAUCUUUAAGAUUAUUUUAUCUUUUGAUUUAAAAUAGUACUUUAAAAUAAAGGAAUAUUUCUUUGGGUUGUGAACAAGGACAUUGAGAUGGAUGUACAACUAGCCCCAUAUUUGAGCAUAUUUCAUUGUAUUCAGCUGUUUUCCUGUCGGCCAGCUUGUCAACUUUGUAUUAGCUGAUGGUAUCAGUUGAUAAAUGGAGUAAAUCUUACAAACUGUUGCCUUGGUUCAGAUGUCACACAUCAUAUUAAACCAUGCAAAAUUGGAAAAACUUCUACUUUUUCCUAGACAAUGAAAGAACAAAACCAAGAGCAUUUGCUUCUGAGUAACUAGCUUAAUAUUAAGUGAGAGUGCUCUUCAGGUUUCUUAAGAAUUGUCUGAACUGAGUUGUGUUCUAUGAUAUUAAUCAGUUCUGAAGGCAAAUGGUGCUCUGCUUUAGAUUUAUCCCAUGUGCUGUUGUUUAAUAUUAGAUUUAUGUAACCAUUUUCCUGCACAGUAUUGAUGUCCUUUGCACAUUUAGCAGUAAAUAAAAAUUAGCAUUUAAAAUUGCUAAAAUGAGUGAGAUUUUCGUUUGCUUUUUCAUGACAGCAGAGUACCAGACAUUUGAUUGUUCCCAUAUGUUUUCCCCCUAGUAUUUUGGUUGCCAGAAAAUGUGAAUUUAUAGCAUGAAUUGGCAGGGUCAGUUGAAAUGUUAUUUAAUCUCAAGACAUUGCAGUGCAUACUACCAUAUCCAGUUCUUUUCCCUUGAGAAUGUGCCUUUAAGUUGUGUUUC
Kogia breviceps (pygmy sperm whale) is the source of this 4291-nucleotide messenger RNA. The record is from RefSeq and is a predicted model, not a curated record. NCBI's taxonomy places the organism in Eukaryota, Metazoa, Chordata, Mammalia, Artiodactyla, Physeteridae.